AAACAACUAGCAGUCGGUUCAGAAAAUCAGAGAUUUAAGUGGUUUUAUUAUGUGGUUGGCACCUCCAAGUUACCUUUUUCUGGUUGUAACUGUUCUUGUAGUGUCAUAUGUGAAGUCUCAAGACUCAUUCUACUAUUUAAAACAAUGUCACAUUAACGACCCAAAUGUAAAUCAAUGUCUUAAACAAUCCACCAACUACCUGAUAGCGAACAUGCGUAGAGGCAUUCCAGAGCUGGAUUUAAACGAUCCAGAGCCAGUAAUAAUCGACGAAAUUCAGCUGGCGUUGGGAACCGGUCCAGAUGGUUAUCGAGCGACCUUUAGAGACAUUGAGGCAUUUGGAGUUAGCAAUUGCACUGUAACUGCUGUGAGGUCAGAUAUCGACACAAGCCAAUUCCAGUUUACUUUGUACAUACCCAGAAUAACUGCGCGAGCGAAAUAUGAGUCAAGUGGUGUCCUCAUUUUGGUGAGGGCUUCAGGAGGAGGCAACUAUUGGGGCGAAUAUGAGGGCGUUAAAGUGAAGGCUUACCUUAAAGCCACCAAAGUACUUGGAGAGGAUGGUCUUACCCACCUCCAGUUGCAACAGAUCAAAAUGGAUUUUAAUGUUAAGGAUAUUAGAAUGGGAGUGGAUGGAAUCCAUAAUGGAAACAGCGUUUUGCAAGCGGCAUUGAAUCUCUUUAUCAACUCGAACGCCCAAGAACUCCUGAAGGAAAUGAAGCCUCACCUGAAAAAGAAGCUGCUGGUGCUGAUGAGCGAUUUUGUUACCCAUAUAUUCCAAAGCGUGCCCUACAGCCAAUUCCUGGUUGAAGACUAAGUUUGUGUAAAUUUAAUAUUUAUUUAUAGUUGCUUAUAUACCACUUAUUUCAAUUGGUUUGUUUAUGCGCAACAGUUGAUGGAAAAAUAACGUGUCUAAUUACCUGUAACCCUCGUUUAUAAGCAAACAACUGAUGAAAAUUCAAAAUACAUAUGUAAUUAUAUGUUAUUCCAGGAAUAAGUAAAUUGAAAAAAACUGUGAACAAAAAGACACCGAGAAUUUAAAUGUGAACCAAAAAUGA
Molecule: messenger RNA, 1052 nt
Organism: Dendroctonus ponderosae (mountain pine beetle)
Lineage: Eukaryota; Metazoa; Arthropoda; Insecta; Coleoptera; Curculionidae
Gene: Jhbp2
Product: protein takeout
Exons: 5
Coding region: 50-811 (253 amino acids)
Source: RefSeq, a predicted model, not a curated record